UGGUUUUUGGUCUGAUUCACUGUUUUCCCUACAAUUAAGAGGCAGGUUUUUUUCUUCGCGCCCGACGAAGAGGACCCGGGCGCUGACAAGUUAGAAGAAAUGGUUUCUGGCAGCUUUAAACUUUCAUUCCAUGUGUCCAAAACAUUCUAUGGGAGGCUGAUUGGCCCCAAGGGAUCGACCAAACGUCGCAUCGAGGAAGAAACACAAUCAAAAAUUUACUUUCCACGUCAGCACGAGGAGUCUUCAAAUGUGACCAUCAAGGCCAAGGAGCGCAAUCAGGUGUGUGCUGCGUUGCGCCAGAUACGCUCCCUUGUUGGCGCCAUUCGCAGGAAGAUCCCAAUACAUUUGCUGGUUGUUCCAUUGAACUUUGACGAAGUUCAGAAUCGCGUUUUGCAUUGGGUUCCUAUGUGCUGCUGCGAAUCCUGUCGCUCCAUCCUGGCAGAUCUAACUACUCCAUUCGAGAUCAAAGUCAAGGGUCUGGACAUCAGUGACAAUGAUCCAAGCUCCGCCCGUGUUGGGUACGGCUGCAUUGAGGCUCCUGAGUUGCAGAGGUUCGCCAACCGAUGCCUGUCACAUUUCCAAGCAACUGGACUUUCCGCAUCGGCUAAAAAGCUGCAUAUGGUCGUGCUGAAAAAUCACUAUCGCAUGACCGCAAUGAAUUGCCCCUUCGAUGCCCGCGAGAUACUUAAGCGAUUUGGGGACUUUGAUUUCGGAGCAGUCCAAUGUAGCACCGUGCACUUGGUGACGGUCGGACUGACACUUUCUACGCGAUCAGCGGAAGUCUGGAAUUCCCCCUUCCCCCUGUAAUGUGUAUUCUUUGAUAUCUAAUGAUAUUCUUUGUCGAUAACAUCAAUCACCAAUCAUAUCUACUAUGUAUGAUUAUCAUUUUAGUUUCGCCAUUCCCGCUCGUGCCGAAAUGCAUAAGCAAUGAGUGGUGUGGGGUACAGACCCAGGUGAAUUGUGUCGAGGCAAGCACAUUAUAUAAAACCUAUAACUGAUAUAAAUUGCUAUCCACUCGCUGAACUUCA
This is a messenger RNA of Drosophila miranda, 1028 nucleotides long. RefSeq lists its product as uncharacterized. The transcript is spliced from 3 exons. The record is from RefSeq and is a predicted model, not a curated record. Gene Ontology annotation, biological process: DNA alkylation repair; regulation of DNA-templated transcription. Lineage: Eukaryota; Metazoa; Arthropoda; Insecta; Diptera; Drosophilidae. Gene Ontology annotation, molecular function: RNA binding. The coding region runs from base 100 to 807 and encodes 235 amino acids. Gene Ontology annotation, cellular component: nucleus.